This is a messenger RNA of Canariomyces notabilis, 2457 nucleotides long. RefSeq names its product class II aaRS and biotin synthetase. Gene Ontology annotation, molecular function: biotin--[biotin carboxyl-carrier protein] ligase activity. Gene Ontology annotation, biological process: protein modification process. Bases 162 to 2228 code for a protein of 688 amino acids. NCBI's taxonomy places the organism in Eukaryota, Fungi, Ascomycota, Sordariomycetes, Sordariales, Chaetomiaceae. Gene Ontology annotation, cellular component: cytoplasm. The record is from RefSeq and is a predicted model, not a curated record. The transcript is spliced from 4 exons.
GGUUGCGCGAUUAAAAGCACAAGAUUCGAGUCACGUUAGGUGAUCCAGAAGAUUUGUUGGGGAGGUCUUAGAGGAGAUCAAAUCCUCAAAAUCACGCCAAAAGGCCUUCAUCUUUUUUUCACACGCGAGGCCCGGAUCAUCAUCUACACCCGACACUUGAAAUGGCACCCCGAAAACUCAACGUUUUGGUCUAUACAGGGACGGGAUCGACCGUCGAGGCCGUCCGGCACUGUGUCUACUCGCUUCGCCGACUGUUGUCCCCUAAUUAUGCCGUGAUUCCCAUUUCUGAGUCGGCACUCCUCAAGGAGCCUUGGGCUCCCACAUGCGCUCUCCUCGUGUUUCCCGGAGGCGCCGAUCUUGGAUACUGCCGUGUCCUGAACGGCGCUGGCAACCAGACCAUCACCCAGUUCGUCCGUCGCGGGGGAGCCUACCUGGGCUUCUGUGCAGGCGGCUAUUAUGCCAGCCGACGCUGCGAGUUUGAGGUAGGCAAUCGCGAAUUGGAAGUCAUUGGGAACCGUGAAUUGGCCUUCUUCCCUGGAACAUGCCGCGGCGGCGCAUUCAAGGGGUUCGCCUACCACAGUGAGCGUGGUGCCAAAGCCGCCAAGAUUCUUGUGAGACAAGACGCAUUUCCGGAGUCCGAUGCGCUGCCCAAUGUCUUCAAAUGCUACUACAACGGCGGCGGAGUGUUUGCCGAUGCGGAUACUGUCGGCAAAGACUCUAAUGCUGUGGAGGUGCUUGCCGAGUAUGCAGACGAACUUGCAGUGGAAUCUGGGGAUUGCAAAGCCGCCGUCGUGUACUGCAAGGUUGGCCAAGGGGGCGCCAUUGUCGCCGGUCCGCAUCCUGAGUUCGACCCGGUCCUUCUUAGCCAGCAGCCGGACAUCCCAGGGUACAAUGUCCUUCUCGAUGAGCUUGUGGCGGAUGAGGAUGCUAGGCUCGCCUUCUUGAAGGCGUGUCUGACCAAACUUGGCCUAGAAGUUAGUCAAGGAACAUCGGUCGCGCCCAGUCUCUCCAAACUCCACCUUACUUCCCUCCAUCACACCGAGGUCGGUGAGAUGCUGUACUCUUUUGACGACAUAAUAACGAAAGUAGACGGUGAAGAGUAUAUCAAAGGAGACAAUGACUUGUUCCAUCUCGAGAAACCAGAUUCGAGGUGGUCAUUGGCGUCUCUAAGCCAAGCGCUCUCAAAUGAGCUCGGGGUAUCCAAGACAAACAAUGGUCGCGCAUCGCCCGACCCUACAGCGGACUACAACAGGAUUCCAAAGCGGAUUGUAUCCCAUGAAAGCGCAUGGCCGGAGCCAAAGGAGACGCCAUGUUUCAACCACGCGAUCUACUACUCAAGUCUCCAGGAGUUCAGACUCGCAGAGCGCGAAGCGGAAGGCUGGGGUGACGUUCUGAUGUACGGCGAAGUCGUCACCAGCACAAACACCCUGCUUGAGAAGAACUAUAGCCUACUCUCAAGACUUCCCUCCGGGUUUACACUUGCUGCGACAACUCAAGUAGCGGGCCGAGGCCGGGGUUCCAAUGUCUGGGUCACACCUCCUGGGAGCUUGGUCAUGUCGACCGUCAUUAACCAUCCAGCCCACUAUGCGGCUUCCCGACCGAUUGUCUUUAUCCAGUACCUCGCCGCUGUUGCCAUUGUCGAGGCAAUUAAAAGCUAUGGCCCUGGCUACUCAGAGCUGCCAGUCAAGCUCAAGUGGCCCAACGACAUCUACGCUAGAGACCCAAGCAAGCCAGAUGAGAUAUCCUACGUGAAAAUCGGAGGGAUUCUGUCAAACUGCGCCUACUCGUCGGGGAAUUACCAGAUUGUCUUGGGAAUAGGCAUCAACACAAACAAUCGCCGACCGACCACUAGUCUUGAUGCUCUCUUGCCGCUGGUAGGGAGUGGGAAACAGCUAGCCCCGUUUCAUAUUGAGCGGCUACUCGCCCGGAUUCUAACCCGUCUGGAAGUCCUGUACAAAAAUUUCUGCCGCAACGGGUUCUCGAAAGAGCUAGAGGAGAGGUACUACCGGCAUUGGCUGCACUCUAACCAAAUCGUAGCCCUCGAGGCCGAAGGCGGGGUCAAGGCACGUAUUCUGGGAAUCACCAGGGAUUGGGGAAUGCUGAAGGCGGAGGAAGUAACAGCGGACGGCAUCAACGGCGCACUGAGGCCGACAGGGAAGGUAUGGGCACUACAGAGCGAUGAGAACAGCUUCGACUAUUGGAGGGGUCUCGUGAAGAGAAAGGUCUAAGAGGUCCGGAUUCAUGUUGGGGAGCGCGAUCAGCUCAGACGAUUGUGCUCGAACACCUGUCUCGCUACCGAGCGGACGAGCCGUGUUUCAAAGCCUCUGGAGCGGAAACUUCGAUGCCUACAUACAAAUCAUCGGCCAGUGGUUCUAGGGAAGAGCCAGAAGGGGUCAAAACUCAGGGGCCACGAUUGGGUUAGACAAAACUCUGACACCAGCUCUCUGACCUCUGUUU